AUGUCGAGCCCUCCUAAGCAGUACAUUUCCACGAUGAAGAACGUCUACACCUAUGUGCAGAAGGAGUGGACUGCUAGUGGAAAGCGGAUCUUGGGUGAACGUGGACACGCUGCUAUUCAUCUGCAGUCUGUUCGUAAAAGCCACCCAGCUCUGCCAAUCUUUCUCUACGCGCUGGUUGGUGUCGUAGUAGCCUCGAACGGAGCUUUGCUUCGAAUUUGGGGCGGGCUCUCACCGGUCGCCUUGUGGAUUCUCAACUGUAAUUACAGUCAGACGCGCAAAAGCGGUCUCACAUCCAUUGCGGAGGUGUUCGCAUCUGUAGCAGACCAAUGCGUCCGCGAGACUUUUCGCCGACUUCUCCAGAACAAGAGUGUGGAUGCCAAGGUGAAGACUACCACAGUACAAGAAGACGGCAGGCACGAAGACACGCUGAUGCAAGACCUGGCUGCUCCAGCCGAGGCACAAGAUGACAGACAUGCGCGACUAAGUCUAUGGUCAGUGGCAUAUCUUGGCGGCACCAUUGAGCGCUGCAAGGAGCGCUGCAGUGGUGACUUCAACUUUGUGCAAAACAAUCCUAAAGCCUUCAAGGAUUUGCCAGGCAUUGAUGCGUCUGCUACUGCUUCUGCAGCCGAAGCCGCCGUUGCAAGUGGGGAGGGCUUGCGAGGGCGUACCUGGUUUUCUACGCUGUUGCUCUUUGACGAAGCGUAUGAGUUUCUAAUGGAACUCGGCAUCUUGGACAGUCCAAGUUCCGCUGCAAAGAAACAGAUGUCUGGAGGCGUUGAUGUUUCUGGUCAAACCCCCAAUGCUGGGUGGGCAAACAGGCUACUGCAAACGGGCGUGAGCACGUUCGAAACGAAGAGCUGUGGAUCGUUCGGCGGCUUGCACUCUCCAAGCGUCAACACAGCCCUAGCCGGCAAUUUUCAUCCCGGCGUCGCGGUGGAGAUGAUUCGCGGGCUCCGUGGCGACCACGGAUGCCAAACAAAAGCUCGCUUCCUGUUUGCCAGUGGGCAGCCCAUCCAGCCGCAUGAGGAGUACGAAUCUGUCGGCUUGGAUGCCAAAGUAGAGUACUGCGCACUCCCCAGUGUGUUGCUUGAUUUGUUGCGACUGAACUGCUUGGAGAGUCCUGAGAAGGCAGCAGUGGAACUAAAGCACGAGGACGACCUCAUCGACGGUGUUGCUGAGUUCACGGACGCAGGUUUCUUUCCCGAUGCAGUGGGUUGGCCUUACACCUUGCCAGACGGCGUUGUCACUAAACUUCGCUUUCGCCAGCCUCCAGACGGUCCUCAGCCAGAGUGGUCCAUGGCAGACAGAGAUGUAGACGUUCCUCCAGAGCUUGAACUACGCCCGGCAGCGCAGCGUCUCACUGAGAUCUUUGAGCAGGAGCACCGCGUCCUAGAGUUCUCAGAGAGCGGCAAGCAACUUUUCAAGAGCUACUCGUGCUAUUUUAAUAUUAUGGUGGCUCAAGCUCGAGAAGAUGGUGACGUGGGUCAGGGUGCCCAGAUGGGCGCGUGUCCGUGGAAACUUGCCAUGCUUGCUUCGGCUUUGGCACUCUGGGAUCUUGCCUGGCAGCAGUCGGCGCCGCCGGUUAAUCCGGAGGCGCCGGUCCUGAUCGAUGCGGAUGUGGUUGCACGGGCGUUUGGACUGCUGGAGAUUCUAGAGAGCGUAGUGGCUAUCAUGGCUGGUAAGGAAGAGUCGUCUGCCUUCUCAACGUUCAACGAAGCCGACUCAGCGGAGAGAAAGCGGAAAAGGCCCAUGGCUGACGAAGAUCAGCUUGCUCUUGCUCUGACGGGACAGAGUUCGAACAAAGAUCAAGACUGGCAACCGAAAGCACAACACACCGGACUGCCUGACACCGAAUUCUAUCGUCGGUUGCUCCUCAAGGCGGAAGCUUCAUCAGAGGGGGCAGAAACCUGUGUCAUCAAGUCACGAAGCGUGUACAACCUUCAGAGGUCGAAGGACCAGCUCACGCAACAGCCUUCUCUUGGGGACUUUCGCGCUAUUGUCAAAGCUGCUCCGUCAGUUCUGGGUAGUUUCGAUGCGGCCACAGAUAGCUACAACUUCACUUGCCCCUCUUCAGCUUCAUCGCCAGAAUAUGAGGCAGCCCUGAUGCAAUACGCGAACAUAUCUAGUGCCGCUUUGAAAUCUGCCCUCGCCAACUCGACCAGUAAACGUGUGAGGGUCAAGAGCAAGCCAGCCAAUCAGUCAUGA
Molecule: messenger RNA, 2205 nt
Organism: Symbiodinium natans
Lineage: Eukaryota; Dinophyceae; Suessiales; Symbiodiniaceae
Source: the annotation of a GenBank genome assembly